AUGGGUCUCUUGGAGGAGGUCUACGGAAAUGAAAUAAUCCAAGAGCAGAUUCCCCAGCAGUACUCCGAGUACAAGUCCGACAAGGGCUAUGGCUGGGCCGACGCCCUUCCCUCCAAGCAGGGUCUCUACAACCCCGAACUUGAAAAAGAUGCCUGCGGUGUAGGCUUUGCCGCCCAUAUCAAGGGCAAGGCGAGCCACAAAAUUGUCAGCGAUGCCCGGAGUUUGCUUUGCAACAUGACCCAUCGUGGUGCCGUGGGUUCCGAUAUCCGCGAUGGUGACGGUGCCGGUGUGAUGACCAGUAUUCCGCACAAGUUCUUCGUCAAGAACUUUGCUCGCGAUGCCGGCCUGGAACUCCCUCCCCUGGGCCAGUACGCUGCCGGCAACCUCUUCUUCAAACCCGACAAUGACACCCUCAAGGAAUCCAUCGCCUCUUUUGAGGAAAUGGCAGAAUCCCUCGGCCUGCGAGUCCUGGGCUGGCGCGAGGUGCCUCGCGACUCGACUCUGCUUGGACCGGCCGCCUCGUCUCGCGAGCCCGUCAUUAUGCAGCCAUUCGUCGUGCUCCGCGCUGCCUACGGAAGUGGAAGCAAGCCCGAGAUCACCGACCCUGAAAAAUUCGACGAGCGCCACUUUGAGCGGCAGCUGUACGUCCUGCGCAAGCGCGCCACAAAUAUCCUGGGCUUGGCCAACUGGUUCUACCUCUGCUCUCUCAGCAACAGGAACAUUGUCUACAAGGGCCAGCUAGCCCCCGUCCAGGUGUAUGAGUACUACCAUGACUUGGUCAACGUUGAUUACGAAGGACACUUCGCCCUCGUGCAUUCUCGUUUCUCCACCAACACAUUCCCAUCUUGGGACCGCGCUCAGCCUCUGCGCUGGGCCGCUCACAAUGGUGAAAUCAACACACUGCGAGGGAACAAGAACUGGAUGAGGGCUCGCGAGGGUCUGCUCAAGUCGGACGUCUUUGGUGACGAGCUCGACCAGCUAUACCCCAUUGUUGAAGACGGUGGUUCCGACUCGGCCGCGUUUGACAACGUCCUUGAAUUGCUCAUGAUCAACGGAGUUCUCUCCUUGCCCGAGGCUGUUAUGCUCAUGGUUCCCGAGGCCUGGCAAAACAACGCUGCCAUGGACCCUGCCAAGGCUGCCUUUUACGAAUGGGCUGCCUGCCAGAUGGAGCCUUGGGAUGGCCCGGCCUUGUUCACUUUCUCAGACGGCCGUUACUGCGGUGCUAACCUGGACCGAAAUGGUCUUCGUCCUUGCCGUUUCUACGUCACUGACGAUGAUCGCAUCAUCUGUGCCUCCGAGGUUGGUACAAUCAGCUUGGAUCCCGAGUCUAUCGUGCAAAAGGGCCGCCUGCAGCCCGGUAAAAUGCUGCUCGUUGAUACCGUCGCCGGCCGCAUCAUUGAUGAUGCCGAGCUGAAGCAAACGGUUGCCCACCGCCAGGAUUUCCGUGCCUGGUUGGACAAGGAACUGCUCACUUUGCCUGCCAUUGAAAAAUCGCUGGUUGCCCAGAGCCACGACUUGAGCACUCCUUUGGAUUCUUCUACUGUCCAAACUGACGUCCGACUGAAGGCUUUUGGAUACUCUUACGAACAGGUCAGCUUGCUCUUGGCUCCUAUGGCCGCUGACUCCAAGGAAGCCUUGGGUUCCAUGGGUAACGACGGUCCUCUGGCUUGCUUGGCGCAGCAACCCCGUCUUCUCUAUGAAUACUUCCGAGAGCUCUUUGCUCAAGUCACCAACCCUCCCAUUGAUCCUAUUCGGGAGGCUAUUGUCAUGUCACUCGAGUGCUACGUCGGCCCGCAAGGUAACUUGCUCGAGCUUGACUCCUCCCAGUGCCACCGUCUGAUGCUGCCCUCGCCCAUUCUUACUCUUCAGGAAUUCCAGUCAUUGAAGAACACCACCAAGGUUCACUCUGACUGGCCUGUCAAGACCAUCGAUAUCACUUUCGAAAAGUCCAAGGGUGUCCAGGGUUACCUCGACGUUCUCGACACCAUCUGCGAGGCUGCCACUGAGGGUAUUCAAAACGGUGACAAAAUUCUCAUUCUUUCUGACCGCGCUACCUCUGCUGAACGCGUUCCCGUCUCUGCUUUGCUGGCCACUGGUUUGGUUCACCAUCACUUGGUUCGCAACAAGUGGAGAUCCCUGAGUGCCUUGGUUGUCGAUACUGCCGAGGCUCGCGAAGUUCACCACAUGUGUGUUCUUCUUGGAUACGGUGCCGAUGCAAUUUGCCCCUACCUCGCCAUGGAAUGUAUUCUCAAGAUGAACCGCGAGAAGCUUAUCCGUAAGCCAAUCUCCGAUGAGCAAGUCCUCCUUAACUACAAGGCAUCGUGCGACGGAGGUAUUCUCAAGGUCAUGUCUAAGAUGGGUAUUUCGACUCUGUCGUCCUACAAGGGUGCUCAGAUCUUUGAAGCCCUUGGUAUCGACGAUUCCGUCAUUGACCGCUGUUUCUCUGGCACUGCCAGUCGUAUUCGAGGUAUUACUUUCGAGCUCAUCGCCCAGGAUGCAUUUGCUUUCCACGAGCGUGGCUACCCAUCACGCCAAAUUAUCGACAUCCCAGGUUUGCCUGAAACCGGUGAAUACCACUGGCGUGACGGUGGUGACCCCCACGUCAACGACCCCACGAGCGUUGCCAACAUCCAGGAUGCCGUCCGCUCGAAGAACGACAAGUCCUACGAGGCAUAUGCCCGAUCCGAGCACGAGGCCAUCAAGAACUGUACCCUGCGAGGCAUGCUCGACUUUGACUUUGACCAACGUACCUCCAUCCCUAUUGACCAGGUUGAGCCAUGGACUGAUAUCGUGCGCCGCUUUGUCACUGGUGCUAUGUCGUACGGAUCCAUUUCCAUGGAAUCUCACUCCACUUUGGCUAUUGCCAUGAACCGAUUGGGUGGCAAGUCCAACACAGGUGAAGGUGGUGAGGAUCCCGAGCGAAGCAACAGAAUGGAGAACGGCGAUACCAUGCGCUCUGCCAUCAAGCAGAUUGCCUCUGGACGAUUCGGUGUCACAUCAAACUACCUUGCUGAUGCUGAUGAGCUUCAGAUCAAGAUGGCCCAAGGUGCCAAGCCUGGUGAGGGCGGUGAGCUUCCUGGUCACAAGGUGUCUGGCCCUAUUGCUCGCACCCGUCACUCUACUCCUGGUGUCGGUCUGAUUUCGCCCCCACCUCACCACGAUAUCUACUCUAUUGAAGAUUUGAAGCAACUUAUCUACGAUCUCAAGUGCUCUAACCCGCGUGCUCGCGUGUCCGUGAAGCUCGUGUCCGAGGUCGGAGUUGGUAUCGUUGCCUCUGGUGUCGCCAAAGCCAAAGCCGACCACAUCCUGAUUUCUGGCCACGAUGGUGGUACUGGUGCCUCGCGAUGGACUGGUAUCAAGGCAGCUGGUCUGCCCUGGGAAUUGGGUCUGGCUGAGACUCACCAGACUCUUGUUUUGAACGACCUUCGUGGUCGUGUUGUUGUGCAAACAGAUGGUCAGCUUAGAACCGGUCGUGAUGUCGCCAUUGCUUGCUUGCUCGGUGCUGAGGAAUGGGGCUUUGCUACCACUCCCUUGAUUGCCAUGGGUUGUAUCAUGAUGAGGAAGUGUCACUUGAACACCUGCCCCGUUGGUAUUGCUACGCAAGAUCCCGAGCUGCGAAAGAAGUUCAAGGGUACUCCCGAACAUGUCAUCAACUUUUUCUAUUAUGUCGCCAACGAGCUCCGUGCUAUCAUGGCCAAGCUUGGCAUCCGCACCAUCAACGAAAUGGUUGGUCGCGCCGAACUGCUUAAGACCAGGGAGGAUAUUCGAUCUCCCAAGCAGGAGAACAUUGACUUGUCUUUGAUCUUGACUCCUGCCCACUCCCUGCGUCCAGGCGUUGCUACUUAUAAUGUGCGCAAGCAAGACCACCGUCUUCACGUCCGUCUUGACAACAAAUUGAUUGCAGAGUCUGAACUGGCUCUUGAAAAGGGACUGCCCUGCCGAGUUGAGUGUGAUGUUGUCAAUACUGACCGUGCCCUGGGUGCCACUCUUUCUUAUCAAGUCAGCCGUCGCCAUGGAGAAGCUGGCUUGCCUCAGGAUACCAUCCACGUGAACAUCAAGGGUUCUGCUGGUCAAUCCUUCGGUGCCUACCUCGCUCCUGGCGUGACUCUGGAGCUUGAAGGUGACUCCAACGAUUACGUCGGUAAGGGUUUGUCUGGCGGUCGUCUUAUCGUCUACCCCCCUCGUGGCGCAGUCUUCAAGGCCGAGGAGAACGUUCUUAUUGGAAACGUUUGUCUUUAUGGUGCUACUGGUGGUACUUGCUACUUCCGUGGUGUGGCUGCUGAGCGUUUUGCGGUCCGAAACUCGGGCGUUACGGCUGUUGUUGAGGGUGUUGGUGACCACGGUUGUGAAUACAUGACUGGUGGCCGAGUGCUCGUCCUUGGCUCUACUGGCCGUAACUUUGCCGCUGGUAUGUCUGGUGGUAUUGCGUACGUUCUUGACGUCAACCAGGACUUCCACUCCAAAAUCAACAUGGAAAUGGUGGAGGUGUCCGGCUUGGAAGACCCUGCUGAAAUUGCCUUUGUCCGCGGCCUCAUCGAGGACCACCACCACUACACUGGCUCGGAGCUCGCAGCCCGUAUCCUUUUGGACUUUACCCGGGCUCUUCCUCGAUUUGUCAAGGUCCUUCCUACUGACUACAAGCGCGUUCUUCUCGAAGAAGCCGCCAAGGCAGAGGCUGCUAAGAAGGCCGAGUUCACUCUGCCUAAACUCCCCAGCACUCCUACUCCUGCCGAGGAGAAGAAGCACAAGCAUGAGGAAGAAAAGAAAGCCGACCUUCUGGAUAUUGAGGACAGCGUGAGCGACUCGAAGACGGAGAAGAAGCGCACUGCUCUUAUUCUCGAUAAGACUCGUGGUUUCAUGAAAUACAACAGGCGCAGUGAAAAGUACCGCAACCCGGCCACUCGUACUCGGGACUGGGCCGAGCUGUCCACCCGUCUUACUGAGGAUGAGCUUAAGUACCAGUCUGCGCGCUGCAUGGACUGCGGUGUUCCCUUCUGUCAAUCCGACACUGGUUGCCCGAUCUCCAACAUCAUCCCCAAGUGGAAUGAACUUGUCUUCCAAAACCAAUGGGAAGAUGCUCUCAACCGCUUGCUCAUGACAAACAACUUCCCCGAGUUCACGGGUCGUGUUUGCCCUGCCCCUUGUGAAGGAGCUUGCGUUCUUGGUAUCAACGAAGACCCCGUUGGUAUUAAAUCUAUUGAAUGCGCCAUUAUCGACCGUGGUUAUGAGAUGGGCUGGAUGGUUCCUCGACCUCCUCAAACAAGAACUGGAAAGACCGUUGCCGUUAUUGGCUCUGGUCCUGCCGGUCUUGCUGCUGCUGACCAGCUGAACCGCGCCGGUCACUCCGUCACUGUUUAUGAGCGUGCCGAUCGUGUUGGAGGUUUGCUGAUGUACGGUAUCCCCAACAUGAAGCUUGACAAGAAGGUUGUUCAACGACGUGUUGACCUCAUGGCCGCUGAGGGUGUCAAGUUUGUCACCAGCACUGCUGUUGGUCCCGACUCUGAAGUCUCCAUGCAAUCCCUGCGUGAGUCGAACGAUGCCGUUAUUCUUGCCACUGGUGCCACUGUUGCUCGUGACCUCAAGAUCCCUGGCCGUGAACUUGAGGGCAUUCACUUUGCUAUGCAAUUCCUCCACAAGAACACCAAGUCUUUGCUCGACUCCGCUCACGCCGACAAUGCAUACAUCUCUGCCAAGGACAAGCAUGUUGUUGUCAUUGGUGGUGGUGAUACUGGUAACGACUGCAUUGGUACCUCGGUCCGCCACGGCGCAAAGAGUGUGGUCAACUUUGAGUUGCUGCCACAGCCUCCUCCAGAGCGUGCUCUUGAUAACCCAUGGCCUCAAUGGCCUCGUAUCUACCGCGUCGACUACGGUCACUCUGAGGUCAAGACCCACAUGGGCAAGGACCCUCGCGAGUACUGCAUCAUGUCCAAGGAGUUUGUUGAUGACGGCAACGGAAAUGUCAAGGGUAUCAACACCGUCCGUGUCGACUGGACCAAGAGCGCUUCUGGCGGUUGGGACAUGAAGACCAUUGAGGGUAGCGAGGAAUUUUUCCCUGCCGACCUAGUCAUGUUGUCCAUGGGUUUCUUGGGCCCUGAGGACCGUCUUCUCGGCGAGGAAGUUGAGCGUGAUGCUCGCAAGAACGUCAAGACUGCCCCUGGCCAGUACUCUACCAACCUUCCCGGUGUCUUUGCUGCUGGAGAUUGCCGUCGUGGACAGUCUCUUAUUGUUUGGGGUAUCAACGAAGGCCGUCAAGCUGCUCGUGAAGUCGACACUUUCCUCAUGGGAACCGGCUCUCUUCUUCCCGUCACUGGUGGUAUUGUUCGCCGCCCAGCUGCCGACGCUGUUCCUCCGACUAUCCAAAUCACUGCUGCUUAG
Molecule: messenger RNA, 6375 nt
Organism: Talaromyces rugulosus
Lineage: Eukaryota; Fungi; Ascomycota; Eurotiomycetes; Eurotiales; Trichocomaceae
Exons: 6
Coding region: 1-6375 (2124 amino acids)
Molecular function (GO): iron ion binding; flavin adenine dinucleotide binding; iron-sulfur cluster binding
Source: RefSeq, a predicted model, not a curated record